This is a messenger RNA of Aspergillus steynii IBT 23096, 1123 nucleotides long. RefSeq lists its product as uncharacterized. Lineage: Eukaryota; Fungi; Ascomycota; Eurotiomycetes; Eurotiales; Aspergillaceae. The record is from RefSeq and is a predicted model, not a curated record. Bases 417 to 884 code for a protein of 155 amino acids. The transcript is spliced from 3 exons.
UCGACAUCAAAAACGCCGACUGCAGAUCGAAAGCGACAGGAACGCAGUCAAGCACGGCCCAGCCAAUUCCACCACGGUCCGCCGGUAUACACGUUGACUGGACGAGAGCGACCAUCCAAUCUCCCUGCCCCACAUGCGUGUCGAGGCUUUUUAGUUUCGGGGCUGUGCUGAGGAUCGUCGCCUACCCCUUAACAUCCGUUCAGUUAUACCAUUGUCACUUUUUACUCCGUAUAACUACUGCGGAAGUUCAGCUGUCGAUACUUCUCCACGUAAAUCGUUGGACCACCUGAGAACGGUCCCGCCAGAUCGUCGAGUCCUCUUGUCACAGGCUGGAAACUGGCUUUGAGUAGUGGUCUGUGUCGCAUCAAGACAGGCGUGGAGCAAGACCGAGACAUACAUACACCACAACCAGGACCAUGAACCAAGGGAUUGGCCCUUACCGCUUCGGCCUACCCGACGACGGGUUGGCUAUAUACCGCGAGGGACAAGUGCUCGAGCAAUAUCUGUCGUGCGACGAGUACUUCUGGUGGCAGAAACUGAGGGUUGGUAAGAAGGUGUUCAAGUUCCCUGCGUACAGUCCCACCACGGAGGAACAGAAAGUGAAGGUGUGGAAGUCAUUCCGGGCUCUGGAGAAAGUGGAGCGACCCAUGGAGGGUGCUGUCAAUCUGGAAAGACCGAAGUUUGGCGAGUUCCAAUUGACCUGGUUGUCGGUCUCAGAGCUCCGACAGGCGAAGAUGAUCCUGGAGGCCGAGGGCGCCAGCGAUUAUGCCAUUUAUAUCCAGGCUAUAGGAAACGCCCUCAAGCGUGAGGGGAAGUCAGAUAAGACCGCGAAAGGAUCCUCAUGUUUUCCUACCGGUCUGUUCUGCUGUGAAUGCUGUUGGUGAGAGAAGAUCGGACUACCUGGACUUAACUCCGGUGGAUCAGUCCAACUAUGUAUAUACCCAUUUGCUUUCGAAUCUUGGAUUUCAAAUUUCACAUAUUUCAGGUGCUCUUGCGAAAUUCCGUCAUGAAAUAUGAAGUGUUUCCGGUCUGCUACUAUCCCAUCAUAGUGAACGAAAAAAAGUCGCGAGAGCGUGAUGAAACCCGAAGCAGAUAAAGACCUACACUUCCUUAGAACUGGGGU